AUGGUGCCCGUGAAGGUUGGCGACGUGCUCGAGUUCGACGCGCUGUCUGCGUCGGGCAUUGGCAGCUCCAGCCCAACCAAAGCCGAAGGGAGAAGCCUCACCACCGGUCGCGUAGUGGAAGUAAACCCCGAAGAUGAGGGAGGAAACGGCACCUGCACUGUGCAAGUGUCGCCUUAUGAGCCUCUGCAGCCGCUAGACCUCAAGCGAGCGUUUUACAAGGUCGUGUACGAGGCUGGUGAGUUGCGUUCUCUCUCCUCUGCAAUGGUGAGCUGGGAGAUCGAGCUCGAGAGCGCGGAUACGAAGCGUCUGGAGCGUGGUGUCGUGAAGCAAAUAGACUGCGAUAUCAACUGCGCCUUGGUCCUUUUUACCGGUGGGAGGAAGGAAUGGCUCGACCUCACCUUUUUCCGCGUCAAGGUGCCCGGCCACCAGACCAGUCCAAGCGUCGACGGACAAGGAAUCGAGUUAUUUGACGAUUACUCCAAGCAGUAUCUGAAGUUCAAAGUGGCUGCACAAAGCAAUUGGUCCAACGAGGCCUUCAUCUUCGAGCCCGUGGAAAACCCGCCGGCUCAGUGGGAAGAGUACCGUCGAAUUCUUGUGGGUCACCGAGUCGAUGUGUACGACCGUGUCGGCAAGAGCGUUAUGAACGGGAAGAUCCUCGCAGUUGGCGGCAGCGAGAACUCCAGCGACGAGCCAACUCUACUAGUUCGCUUCAAGGACGGACACCAGUCCUGGAUCGACUUGCGUACGGACAAGGUGAAGCUACGAAUGCAUCCUGCGACAGAGACGACUCGAGCUUCCGACGAAGGUCCAAAGACGCCACCACAAGCGUCACCUAGGAUGGAGAGCACUAACGAGAACGGCGUUGCUUCAAUGUCCACCUCAAGCUCGAUCCCAGCAGUUCACCCGAACAAAACUGACACGGUUCCACCACAACCAGACCACAGUCAAUCGUUAUUUCGCAUUCCAAGCGGAGAAACACCAGACAACUUCGAGGGCACUCUGCCAAAGACGAGUGCAGCUCCUAAUCCAGUAAGCGAGCCCGAAGUACCAGCAACUGGAGGCAGCCCGACUCGAAAACCUUCUCCCGGGAAACGCGUAGGUAUGCACCGGCGAGCCAGUCAGUCGUCGGACGUCCCGAAGGUGCCGCUACCCGCUGAUCCGGUGGAGCCACGAGUUCUGCCUGCGUCGAUCCCCAUCAAGGAAGAAACCCCGUUGGCACCGGCCGUGUCCACGGUCAAGCCGUUGAGUCCGCUGCAGUCGCCUCGCCUCGACUCGCAUCAUAUGCGCCCGGUGUCACCAGGCGGCCCUCUUCCCCCCGUGCAGCCAGGCAGCAACCUCAGCUCCCCCAGCAAGACGCAGCAGCUCGCGCAGACAGGUGAAUCCAGCAGCUAG
Phytophthora sojae is the source of this 1392-nucleotide messenger RNA. RefSeq lists its product as hypothetical. The record is from RefSeq and is a predicted model, not a curated record. The transcript is spliced from 4 exons. The coding region runs from base 1 to 1392 and encodes 463 amino acids. NCBI's taxonomy places the organism in Eukaryota, Oomycota, Peronosporomycetes, Peronosporales, Peronosporaceae.